Trichoplax adhaerens is the source of this 306-nucleotide messenger RNA. RefSeq lists its product as uncharacterized. Gene Ontology annotation, cellular component: nucleus. Lineage: Eukaryota; Metazoa; Placozoa; Uniplacotomia; Trichoplacea; Trichoplacidae. Gene Ontology annotation, molecular function: protein serine/threonine phosphatase inhibitor activity; protein phosphatase 1 binding. The transcript has 2 exons. The record is from RefSeq and is a predicted model, not a curated record. The coding region runs from base 1 to 306 and encodes 101 amino acids.
AUGGCUGUAGUGCUGUAUUUGCUGACAUUUUCAUGUAGCAUCACGCAAACGUUGAAAUUAACCAAGCCGAAAAAUAAAAAACGUGUCCAGUGGGACGCUAACACGGUCGAUAAUGAAUUCCUGAAUCGUAAAUCAUCGAAAUGUUGCUGCAUAUACUCCAAACAUGUUAAACUUGAAGAUCGUGAUGCUUCUAGUAGUGACGAUGACGAUGUUAAUGGUGGCGAUCAAAAGUGCGAGAAAAAGAAAGGUUGCCGCUACUGUAACAUUCGUGAUAAAUUACAGCAGCAACAACAACCACGACAAUAG